CAUCCAUCCAUCUUAUACUUCUCCCUUCCUCUAUGCAACAGUAGUUUCUCUCUCUUCCUCUCUUCUUCUCCCUUCUCCUUUUUCCAAGUCACUGAGCACACACAAAAUGGGGAAGCUUUCCCUUUGGACUUCUCCAUGACAGGUGACAACACUUGAGGAGAAGCAAGGAGAAGAGAGUUCAUCUCUAUCUCUAACACUUCACAGAGCUCUGAUCUGACUGCAAUGGGAGUUAUUUAUCACUAUGGUUCUUCCAUCCUCCUAUGCCCUGAGGACAACAGUAGCAUCCUGGGAUUUGAUGAUGAUGAAGAGCUGGCCAUAAAUGGAAAAGUUCAUGGGAGUGGACUUGGGAAGAUUUUGGACCAAAAGACUGCUUUUUUCCGAGAUUCCUUCAAGGUUUUCCCAUUGCAGUCUGAGGAAUGCUUGUUUUUGUUGAUGGAGAAGGAAUCUGAACAUCUCCCAACAAGAGAUUAUGCCAAGAGAUUGAUCAGUGGGGCAUUGGACAUGUCUGUAAGAAUGGAUGCUGUUGAUUGGAUUUGGAAGGUUCAUGCCUAUUACAGCUUUGGACCUCUUAGUGCCUAUCUAUCUGUAAAUUAUCUUGACCGGUUUCUCUCGACCUAUGAACUCCCUAAAGGGAAAGCUUGGAUGACCCAAUUGCUAGCUGUGGCCUGUUUAUCUUUGGCUGCGAAGAUGGAAGAAACUGAAGUUCCUCUAUCUCUGGAUUUACAGAUAGGCAAUGCCAAAUAUGUAUUUGAGGCAAAGACUAUACAAAGGAUGGAGCUAUUGGUACUUAGCACGCUCAAAUGGCGGAUGCUAUCUGUGACACCUUUCUCGUUCAUCGAGUACUUCCUCAACAAGUUUAAUGAUAGAAAUUUGUCAGAAGCAUUCGAGCUCAGCCAGUGCGUGGAUCUAAUUUUGAAAGCAAUUAGAGGAAUUGGAAUUUUGGAAUUCAGACCUUCAGAGGUUGCUGCUGCAGUUGUAAUGACUGCAUUGGGUGGUGAAGAAAUGGUAGACAUUGAAAAGGCUUUGAGUUGUUGUUGCAAUUAUGUUAAGAAGGAGAAAGUUAUACAUUGUUAUGAAGCAAUACACGAUAUUAGAAUCCUGGAGGAUAAUCCUCUGCCAGUCCCAUCAGUGCCACAGAGCCCAGUUGGAGUAUUGGAUGCUAAAUGCUUGAGCUACAAGAGUGAUGAAACCGUUACUCCACAGGAAAACUCUCAGAAUAAUUCUCCAGCAGCAAAGAAGAGGAAGCUGAACAACCUAUCUGAAUCAUUGUAGAGAAGAUUUCUCCUGACAAUUUUAAAGAGGCAUUAGUACUUUUUGAGCUCUUUCUUCUUUGGCUAGAGAAACUUUUUGGUAUGGCCAAAAUAUUAGUAGAGAUUAGAGAAGAUUAAUGAGGCAGAAGUACUUUUGACCUCUCAGUUGUUUGGUUACUGAGAGUUUUUGGUGUUGGGCAAGGCAUGACUGAGUAAGUGUAACACAAAGGGAGAGCCAAAAAUUAAAAAAAAUAAAUAAAGAAAAAAGAAAAGAAGAAGAGAGAAAUAAUCAUAUAUAUUGGACCAUUAUUUCAUGCCAUAAUCAUUAUAAAGUGACUACCUGAACUAGACAAGAAAGGCAGACAGACAACAGCAAAGAAAACAGUAAAUAUGGAAACUUAUAUCAGUUGCAUAUAACUGAUAUGGAAGAAUUUGCUGCAUUAUGUGUGUUUUCCAGCUUCUCUUGUGCUUUUGAUAGCAUUCUAUUGUCUGGUAUCUACUACCCCUGUCAUACUAAGGGACAACGAACUGUAUAAAUUUUGGGUUCUAUUUUCAGAGGCAUUUGAAGCCAUGUCCCUUGGCGUUUAUAGUUUCAUGUAACUAGUUCUAAGAAUUUGAUCUUACUAUAUGUUCCAUUUUCUUGUGGUUUCUUCUCA
This is a messenger RNA of Dendrobium catenatum, 1906 nucleotides long. Its product is annotated as cyclin-D4-1. Lineage: Eukaryota; Viridiplantae; Streptophyta; Magnoliopsida; Asparagales; Orchidaceae. Gene Ontology annotation, cellular component: cyclin-dependent protein kinase holoenzyme complex; cytoplasm; nucleus. Bases 223 to 1272 code for a protein of 349 amino acids. Gene Ontology annotation, molecular function: cyclin-dependent protein serine/threonine kinase regulator activity. The record is from RefSeq and is a predicted model, not a curated record. Gene Ontology annotation, biological process: mitotic cell cycle phase transition; regulation of cyclin-dependent protein serine/threonine kinase activity. The transcript is spliced from 6 exons.